ACAAACGGCGGCGAUUGUCCUUUUUUUGUGUUGUUACAGUGUUACUCGUAGUAGAGUGGCUGUCAUUUGGUGUAUGUAAAUUGGUUCCCGAGUUAGUGACUUAAGUUAUAGCAAAUGGCACCAAGAACAAAAAUUUUUGUUGGUCGUUUACCUGAUGACUGCAACUCAACUGAACUCCAAGGAUUAUUUGAAAAAUAUGGGACUGUCACAGAAUGUGAUGUUAUCAGGAAAUAUGGAUUUGUGCAUAUGAGCUCACCAGAAGAGGCAGAUACAGCUAUUAAAGAAUUGAACAAUUACAACUUAAGAGGGUCAACAAUAAGUGUAGAGCCCUCCACAAGCAAGCUACAUCCAGAGCCUGGUGCCCCAGGACGAGCCAGAACUGAAGGUGGUGGACCUUUGAGGCGUGGAGGGCCAAGAAAUGGCUAUGGGCUAAGAGAUUAUUACAUGGACAGAUACUAUGAGUACAGAUACUAUGAUGAUUAUGGGCGAGAUCUUUACUAUAGGCCCAGACCCUAUCCAUAUGUGUAUGACAGACGUCCUCCAUCACCACCUACCAUGUCAUACAGGGAUGAAGCCUACCGACGGACCAUGGCUUCACCUCGAGAUAGUCCAUACAGGAGACCUUUGCCGCCGCCGCCACCUAGAGAUGACCCAUAUCACAGAAGGCUACCUCCUCCUCCUCCUCCUCCUCUCGAUGAAGAUGACAUAUAUGACAGACAUAUCCUGAGAGACAGAUCAUCGGAUUAUUUGUAUUCAAGACGUUCUCCAACAACCAUGUCUUCAUCCUCUUAUAGGUAAGUUUGGAACUUUAUACUAG
Limulus polyphemus (Atlantic horseshoe crab) is the source of this 817-nucleotide messenger RNA. RefSeq names its product RNA-binding protein lark-like. Gene Ontology annotation, cellular component: cytosol. The record is from RefSeq and is a predicted model, not a curated record. Bases 115 to 798 code for a protein of 227 amino acids. Gene Ontology annotation, molecular function: mRNA binding. NCBI's taxonomy places the organism in Eukaryota, Metazoa, Arthropoda, Merostomata, Xiphosura, Limulidae. The transcript is spliced from 6 exons.